AUGUCGAAAUUCAAAAACGAUACCGUCCAGGCCGAUGCGCGGCGCUUCCUCGACGACCGCGGCUCCUCCGCCGCCCUGGCGCCAAACGGUCUCAAUCCCGCGACAAUCAUGGAAAAGGCCGUCAAGGACCGCAUUGUCGACUCGUACUUUUACAAGGAGCAGUGCUUCGCCCUCAACGAAGCCGACAUUAUCGACCGCGUCGUGGAGCACGUCAAUUUCAUCGGAGGAACGCACGGCGCCUCGCAGAAACCGAGCCCUUUCCUGUGUCUGGCGUUCAAGCUGCUCGAGCUUGCCCCCAGCGAUGCGAUUCUGAACGAGUACCUGUCUUAUGGGGGGGAGCACUUCAAGUACUUGCGUGCGCUGGCGUGCUUCUACGUGCGGUUGACGAGGCAGCCAAAGGACGUAUACCAAACGCUGGAGCCGUUUCUGGAGGAUCGACGGAAAUUGAGGCGCAGGGCGAGGGCGGGCACGUCGCUUACUUUUGUGGAUGAGUUUGUGGAUGACUUGCUCACAAAGGAUCGAGUGUGUGCGACGAGUCUGUGGAAGAUGCCGAAGAGAGAAACGUUGGAAGAUUUGGAAAUCCUGGAACCCAGGGUUAGCCCGUUGGGAGACCUUGAAGAUUUGCUGGAAGAGGACGAGAAUGAGAAUGACGACGAGAGAGCAAAUGGGGAGAGGGAGGAAUCUGGUGAAAUAUCAGAUGGGGAGAUGGAAGUUGACAGGGAUGACGACCGGAGAAGCCGUAGCAGAUCGCCUUGA
Trichoderma aggressivum f. europaeum is the source of this 756-nucleotide messenger RNA. RefSeq lists its product as uncharacterized. The record is from RefSeq and is a predicted model, not a curated record. Gene Ontology annotation, cellular component: precatalytic spliceosome. The transcript has a single exon. The coding region runs from base 1 to 756 and encodes 251 amino acids. Lineage: Eukaryota; Fungi; Ascomycota; Sordariomycetes; Hypocreales; Hypocreaceae.